Molecule: messenger RNA, 8828 nt
Organism: Patella vulgata (common limpet)
Lineage: Eukaryota; Metazoa; Mollusca; Gastropoda; Patellidae
Product: multidrug resistance-associated protein 1
Exons: 30
Coding region: 102-4742 (1546 amino acids)
Biological process (GO): transmembrane transport
Cellular component (GO): membrane
Molecular function (GO): ATP hydrolysis activity; ATP binding; ABC-type transporter activity
Source: RefSeq, a predicted model, not a curated record
UAGAGUUUCACAACAACAUGUCUCUCUUGUGCGUCAAGUCGGUGUAUAUAAUUGCUUAGCAAAAGCAAGAAUAACCAUUUGGACCGUAGCAGUACAACAGUAUGGACGAUUUCUGCGGAGGUGAACCCGUCUGGAAUGACAGUUACUUCACGAACACGUCAUGGCCACAAUUUACUGAUUGUUUUCAACAGACUUUAUUAGUGUGGGUUCCAUGUGGUUGGUUGUGGAUUACUUCCCCUUUAUACAUAUAUUAUCUGUGUUCAUUAAAAGAUGGCAUCACUCAUCCUGUUAAUUUACUUAAUACCCUUAAAACAUUUUUUAGUUUAUUUUUAUGUUUACUAUCUGUGAUAGAGAUAAUUAAAACAGCGGGUGAUGAAAAGAAAUCAGCAGUACCAGAUUCUUUAUAUGUUAGUAACGCAAUUCAAGCUGCUACUUUUUUGUUUGCAACAUUUAUUAUACAGUUAGAGAGAUUUAAAGGCUUAAUUACAUCAGGAAUAUUAUUUAUAUUUUGGUUACUCACCUUUGUAGCAUCAAUAAUACCAUUUUAUAGUAAAAUAUUUCAAGAGGAAUAUGAUACUGAUGUAUUCCGCUUUUCUCUCUUCUAUAUAUACUUUACGUUUGUAUUCAUUGAAUUAAUAUUAUCAUGUUUUGCGGAAAAACUACACAGAAAUGGCUACCAUGUGCUGGGCUUGAAAGCCUCACCAGAACAAAGUGCUUCUUUUUUAAAUAGAUUAGUUUUUCAUUGGAUUAAUCCACUUAUCUUCACCGGUUAUAAGAAAUCUUUAGUAGAAGAUGACCUUUUUGAACUGCAUCCUAGAGAUCAAAGUUCAAAUUUUGUGCCAUAUUUUUACAAGAAAUGGACAAAUGAACUGGAGAAAGUAAGAAAGCUGAAUGAGAUAAUUAAAAGGAAGGCAAAUACAUCUGUACAAUUCUCUAUGAAUGGAGGGGGUCAGAUCCAGUCAUCUCAUUCUGAAGAUACAGAAAGAACACCUCUACUUCCAGCUAAAGAGGUGGAAAUAAAAGGAGGAAGAGAUAAUGGACCAAAAUUAAAGGAUGCCUCUCUUUUAAAAGUUUUAGCAAUAACAUAUGGUCCUACUCUAUUGAAGGCUCACGCGUGUAAAUUUAUCUACGAUUUAUUGCAGUUUGUUAGUCCAACUUUAUUAAACGUUUUGAUAGCGUAUACCAGUAAUCAUGCAACAGAACCAGAAUGGAAGGGCUACGUUUAUGCUUCCUCUUUCUUUGUUGUGGCUAUCGUCCAAUCAGCUUUCUUUCAUCAGAAUUUCCAUAUUGGUAUGACAUUAGGAAUGCGAGUCAAAUCUUCUGUUAUUUCAGCUAUUUAUAGAAAGGCAAUGACAAUAGACAGUGAGGCUAGGAAAGCAUCAACUGCUGGUGAAAUAGUCAACUUGAUGUCCGUGGAUGCUCAGAGAUUACAGGAUAUCACAGGAUAUUUAUGGAUGAUGUGGUCCGCUCCGUUACAGAUUAUACUCGCUAUGUAUUUAUUGUGGGGAACUCUAGGACCGUCUGUUCUCGCUGGACUCGGUGUUAUGAUACUACUGAUGCCCAUCAAUGGUGUGAUUGCAGCCAAGUUGCGAAAAUUUCAAAUGGCACAGAUGAAGUUAAAAGAUAAAAGAAUUAAACUGAUGAGUGAAGUACUGAAUGGAAUGAAGGUGCUGAAACUGUAUGCUUGGGAGUUAUCCUUCCAAGAAAAGAUCUCAGAGAUCAGAAAUCAAGAAUUAGAUAUUUUAAGAAAAUCUGCUUACUUAAAUGCAUUUGGUACUUUUACAUGGACAUGUGCUCCUUUCCUGGUUACCUUGGCAACAUUUGCUACAUAUGUAUUAUCCUCAACAGAGAAUUAUCUAGAUGCCCAGAAAGCCUUCGUAGCUCUAUCUUUGUUUAAUAUUUUAAGAUUUCCUAUGACUUUGUUACCUAUGUUGCUGUCCUUUAUUGUACAAGCUAAUGUAUCUAUAGGACGUAUCGGAAAGUUUUUACGCCAUGGAGACCUAGAUACUGAUAAUGUUUCAAAAGACAGUUCUUAUGCUGAUGUCAUCCAUGUUGAAGAUGGAACAUUUACAUGGGAUAAAACAGCCACGAAGCCUACUCUUAGAAACAUCAAUUUGAGAGUACCACAUGGUAAACUGGUAGCAGUAGUUGGUCAGGUCGGAGCUGGUAAAUCAUCUAUUGUGUCGGCCAUCUUGGGAGAAAUGGAAAAACUAAAGGGGAAAGUCAAUGUUAAGGGAUCUACAGCAUAUGUACCACAAGAAGCCUGGAUACAGAAUGCUACUGUAACAGAUAAUAUAUUAUUUGGUAGUGGAAUGAAUAAUAAAAGAUAUGACGAUAUAUUAGAUGCAUGUGCAUUAAAACCUGAUCUAGAAAUAUUACCUGGUGGAGAUCAAACAGAAAUUGGUGAAAAGGGAAUCAAUCUGAGUGGAGGACAGAAACAGAGAGUUAGUUUAGCUCGAGCUGUUUAUAGUAACACUGAUAUUUAUCUUCUAGAUGAUCCACUCAGUGCCGUCGACUCACACGUAGGAAAACAUAUCUUUGAAAAAGUCAUUGGGGAGAAGGGUUUAUUGAAGGAUAAGACAAGAAUUUUAGUAACACAUGGUGUGCAUUGGUUACCGAUGGUAGAUAAUAUUGUGGUUGUUAUAGAUGGAGAAAUUUCAGAAGUUGGAUCCUACGAUGAAUUAUUAAGUCAUAAUGGGGCAUUUGCUCAGUUUUUAAAGACAUAUCUAACCGAAGGAGCUGAAUCGGAGGAGGAUGAAGACCCUGAUAUCCAACAGAUAAAAAGUAAGAUACUUGAGAGAGUUGAUUCCGUUACGUCUGAUGGUGCCACAUCCGCAGAUGAAAAAGAGCGAAAAAGAAAAUUAAGUUUAACAAAAUCACCGGAAAAACUAAUCAGACAGAGAAGUCGAAUAUCGGAAACUAUUCCAGAAAUACCCAAAGAUAAAAUACCAAAAGAAGGCGAAAGAUUAAUUUUAGACGAAAAAUCAGAAACUGGAAAAGUACAUCUAUCAGUAUUUGUAGAUUAUAUUAGAGCUGUUGGUUUCUUAGCAGCCUUUUUUAUUAUAUUACUGUACGCUCUCUAUCAGGCAGCUAGCGUCUAUUCUAGCGUUUGGUUAAAAGAUUGGACGGCUGAUCCACUGUUAGCCAAUAGAAGUAUAGCAAAUACCACCAAAUAUCAGGACAAGAAUGCCUUGUAUCUUGGAGUUUAUGGUGCUUUGGGUGUUGGACAAGCUAUCUUUGUGUUGGCGUAUGCCUUAAUAGCCUCGGUUCGAUUUAUCAGAGCUGCUGGCGAACUUCACUUCCGGAUGUUGGCUAACAUUUUACGAUCUCCCAUGUCCUUUUUUGACACGACACCUGUAGGAAGAAUCGUAAACAGAUUUUCAAGGGAUGUGGAAACUGUUGAUAAUAAUUUACCAUCGUUGUUUAGAAGUUGGUUGAAUACUGUAUCAGGUGUGUUGAGUACCCUGAUAGUUAUCAGUUAUUCAACUCCACUGUUCUUAGUUCUGGUUAUACCACUAGGUAUUCUCUACUGGCUAAUACAGAGAUUUUAUGUUCCAACAUCAAGACAGUUAAAACGAUUAGAAUCUACAACACGUUCACCUAUUUAUACUCACUUCGGUGAAACGAUUGCUGGUGCGUCCACUGUCAGAGCUUACGGUUGUACACAAAGAUUUAUAGAUGAAUCACAAUCAAGAGUAGAUAAAAAUUUAGUAUUUUAUUUUGCCGGUAUUGCCUCCAACAGGUGGUUAGGAUUUAGAUUAGAAUUUUUAGGAAGUUUAGUGGUAUUAGCUGCUGCUAUGUUUGCCGUUGUAUCUAAUGAUAGUGGUAUUGUUGGUUUGUCUGUAUCAUAUGCUCUACAGGUGACGGGUUCAUUAAACUGGAUGGUGAGAAUGACAAGUGAUUUAGAGACUAACAUCGUAUCGGUAGAAAGAAUGAAGGAAUAUUCUGAAACUCCAACAGAGGCAGCGUGGAUAUUACCGUUUAGACGUCCACCUGCAGGCUGGCCAGGUCAGGGUGCUGUUAAUUUUGUGAAUUAUAUGACUCGAUACAGACCUGGUCUAGAUCUCGUACUGAAGGGAAUAAGCUGUGAAUUACUUCCAGGUCAAAAGGUUGGAAUUGUGGGUAGAACUGGAGCGGGUAAAUCAUCGUUAACUGUAGCCUUGUUCCGUCUGAUAGAAUCAGCAGGUGGAAGUAUCGUUAUUGAUGGACAGAAGAUCAGUGAUAUGGGUCUACACGACUUACGUUCAAAACUUACCAUCUUACCACAGGAUCCAGUGUUGUUUUCUGGAAGUCUGCGAAUGAAUCUGGAUCCGUUUGAUAAACAUACAGAUGAAGAACUUUGGGUGGCACUAGAACAUGCCCAUCUACGUAAAUUUGUCUCAGAAGUACCAGAAAAGUUGGAAUAUGAAUGUGGAGAAGGUGGCCAUAAUCUGAGUGUUGGUCAGCGCCAGUUGGUAUGUUUAGCGAGAACUCUUUUACGUAAAACUAAGAUAUUAGUUUUAGAUGAAGCUACAGCAGCUGUUGAUAUGGAAACCGAUGACCUCAUUCAACAGACAAUAAGAACAGAAUUUAAAGAUUGUACAGUGUUAACGAUAGCUCAUAGAUUAAAUACUAUCAUGGACUAUGACAGAAUCAUAGUGUUAGAUCAAGGCAAUAUCAAAGAAUUUGAUGCACCAACUACUUUACUACAAAAUAAAAACAGUAGUUUUUAUAGCAUGGCAAAAGAUGCUGGCUUGGUUUAAAGCAAAAUGGCAAAUCGUUUUUUAUAUCAUCAGUUAUAUCAUUCUAAAUCAUACAUCCAAAUCUUGAUUUGUCAUAUUUUAAAUCAUAGAAUAGGACUGAUAGAACUUUUUUAUAUAGAUGAAUGAUGCAUAGAAAUAGUAACCCAAGGGUUGUUGCCAUGGAAACUAACAUUUGUAGUGCAGAUUUGUUUUUUUUUAAUUAUUUUUUUUUUAAUUAUACUUCAUAAAAAAAAAAUGAAAAAAAAAAAAUAUGUUGGUCACGUCAAAAAUGGGAUUAUCUAAACAAUCUCAGGUUAUUGUUAUUAGAACCUCUACUAAAGACAAAUUUCAAUGUAGAUUUAUUCCGAACUUUGUAUUAUUAGUUUUUGUUCUGUGUUGUUGAUUUGAUAUAUUGGCCUGUUCAUGUAACAUUGUUUACAACAUAAUAUCUAUACUAAUAUUUGUGACAGUCUGUUCAGGGUUGGAAGUUACACUGGAGCUGUCCCGAGGCUGAAAUUAGGUGUAAUGGGGUAGCUUGGACCAGGGAGUAACACAGGUCCUGUGCCGUUAGCCUACUGCUUCCAGUUUCGGAGUUAUACUACUUUCAACCCAUGCAGCGCCGGGUCAUCCGCUAGUGUGAAGAUAAAACUAGUGAAACUUUUCUCUUUUAUAUUAAGAUUUCUAUGAAAAAGAAUUGUUUUUAAUAAUCAUAUCAUUUAUAAUUAUUCAUAAUGAGAAGUACCGGUAUUACUAUCUAUUUUUUAAAUGGCUAUAUCAGAAAGUCUCAAAACAAGAUAGAUGCACUUGUUUAAAUAUAUUUGUAUUUUAAUUAUAUAUUAUUUUUGUGAGCACUAUAAACAAAACCACAAUUUAUAUGAUAAACGAACACUUGUCCGUACACAUAUAGCACAACAUUUCGAUAAGUGUUCUCAUAUUGUUACUGAGGGGUUGGAUGGCUAAAUGGUUAGCAUGUGCACAUUGCAUCAUUAGGUCUGUUAUUGAGUCAACUGGCAUGGUUUUGAUUCCCUACUUAUACAUGACAAGGAGUAGAGUUGCCUGUCCAACCUUGUGGGUUUACUCCGGGUCCUCCACUUUCCUCCCACUGCUAAAGACCCCUACACACAAGCGAAUUAUUGAAAUAAAAUUGAACCAAAUGUCAGUCCCGAUAUGACCUAGUGUGUGUUGAGUGGACGUUAAACUCCAUCUCUCUCCCUCUCCCUCGUUACUAACUUAUCAUUUGUGCUUGAUAACAAUAUGAAAGAAUACUUGUCAAAGACAUCGUGCUAUAUGUGUAUAAACCAGUGAUUGUUUUCCAUAUAAAUUGUGUUGUGUAUUUUAUUGUAUGUACUUAAAUGAUUAAUGGAAGUCCAACAGAUGAAACAGAUCUGAUUGGAUGAUAUACAUUUAAAAAUCGGACAAGAUGACCUAACUUGUUGCACUCAAAUAUUUAUCAGGGUAAAAAUUGAAUAUAGUUUGUGAUCUAUUGAUUGUAUUAUUGAUUUUAUCAAUCCAUUUCAUUCUCAUUGUAAUAUCAACAAGAUUUUAUAUUUUAUCAUGAAAAGAUGGGUUGCGAGGUAACGAAACAUACACCCACAGCAGCUAAGUUGUCAGGGCAGUCAACAAGGAUUGUCGCAUAUUUUUUUCAUUUGUUAGUAAGGAGAACGUUUACAACACAUUAAAAUCUUACUACAAUAAUAACCCAUUAAAGAUACAUUGUGGGAGAUAUUUAUAGAGAGUUGGCCAUUCUUGCUAUAACAGUUCAAAAGUAGAUGAUGAAAGAAGAAUAUAUUGAAAAAUUCAGUCAAAUUAAUUUAUUCUGAACAUAGUUAUCAUCGUUGUAAUAUUUGCCUAGAAAUGGUAGCGAAAUGUGUCUUCACCUUCGCCGAACGUUUGAUUGACAGGCGUUGACUCCACCUACAUAUCUCGAUUAUCAAGUAAAGUUUUCAGUGGCAUACGGAAACGCUUUACAGCGGCCUCGCUAAGUACACUCUAUCAUUAAGCCUCGAUCUAACUGACGUAUUUUCAUCAGGUUACCCCUUAUCUGAUUUAAUCAAUUAGUGAAAUCCUAUUUAAAUCCGAGCUGUAGCCGAGCCAUCCGUGGGUCUACAGAGUUGAUAUUGGUCUUGUUGUUUAAAUAAAGGUCUAAUUUAUAAUUUCUAUAACAUCUGAAGCCUAAAUUAAGACUUGCAAUAAUCAGAUUUAGCUCUUGCAUAAUGCAUGUUUAAGUAAUUAUCAGAAAUCAUUAGAAUAUGUUUCAUAACCUUGAACAAUUUAUAUUAACUUUAGCCUCUAGAGCAUCCACAGGUUUUUUCAAUUAUCGGAAAUUGUUGAAAAUAAAUAGGAUCCUUCGUCUCAUGACCUUUAACAAUGUUUAUAAAUUUAAAGUCAAUCAGAUAUUGUCUUUAAGUUAAGUGGCAUGGUUUUAUUUCCACGCUUGUAAGGUCACCUGUCCUUCCAUUGCUAAAGAUCCCUACACUCAAGUUAAUUAUAGAAAUAAAAUUGAAACAUGUUAGUCCCAAAAUGAUGUUAAACCCCAUUUCUCUCUCUGAGUGGAAUGGAAGCAUAUAUAAGCCAAUUAUAUUCCAUUUAGAAAUCCAACUCUCACAAUGCUCCAGAUCGCAAGGGAUUCACAGUCCAUUAAACGAUGAUCCUGGACAUCAUAUCCUGGACAUCAUAUCCUGGACAAAAGUCCAAAAGAAAUUUGAAAUUUCGCUAAUAAUAUACCUCUCAUAUUUUUUUUAGAUUUACAUAUUACUCUAAUACAUUUGUUGUUUUGAUACAGAAAUAUAUUAACUAGUGCCAAGUAAUUCCAUUUGUUCAUGCACAUGGUUGUAAUUAGUUUUAUUUUCUCAAGCUGUAACAUAAUUCUUUGAUUCUCAAGUGUCAAAUUUUCUUCUUUUUUUUUUUUUUUGGCAUCAAUUUUAGACUUGUGUGAGAUUUUGAUUUUGCCAUGAAACUGCUCAUUUGUUUUGAUCAAUGUAUAUAUAUAUAUAUAUAUAUAUUUAGAUCAUUUGUUUUGGUUUUGCUCACGAUUUUUAUAUGCAUUUAAUUUGUGCUUGAAAACUUAGCGAAUCGUCACGCUAUGUAGAAUAAAUCUGUGAUUGUAUUCCAUAGGCCUAUAAAUGGGCCUUGUGUAUUUAAAUAUAAAUGUGUAUUGUCAUCCCGUCCGUCCACAAUAACUUGUGAAUGAAGACUUUGCCGAUCAGAGUUCUUAAAAAUUUGCAGGAAUUGUGCUUUGGGCCAAAAGAAUUUUUCAUUCGCUAAUUGUGGACUGUGGAGUUAUCUACCCAUAUGAAAGCUUGUGAAUGCGAUACAGGACUAAGUUCACAACAGGAUUAAAAUCUGAGUGACCUUGUUAAAAAAGAUUCCUAUUGAUUUGUAGAAAUUAUUUGUUACCAUGCAUGUACAUAAUAACAGUUUCUUAAGCUUAUACAAUUUUCUUAUUUAUAUUCAAACUAAUAAAAUGAUAUAACAAUGUAUAUUUAAAGGGACAACAACACUCUUACUGGCUUGACAGCUCCAGAAAAUAAAAAAUAGCCCUAUUCUAAGUACUAGAUGUGUUAGUGUCCUACCUGUUGUGUAAAUUAUCCAUUAAAUCCUAUUUUACUUGUCCAGAGGGUUCAAAAAUAUUUUUAAAUCCAAGUCACAUUUGAAAAGCUUUACGUCAGGCUUUUCAAAUCAUUUAGUUGAAUUUUUCCAAUUUUUUAAAUUAGGUGUGUUAAGAUGAAAUUUGUAUCAUCAAUUAAUUGGAAUAUUGUAAAAUAGUACAAUUUGUUUACUAGAAUAAAGAUUGGGACAUAUUAUUCAGUUACAACAAGAGUGGUAUUGAGCCUUUAAAAAAACCCAUUUGUUGUGUUAAAUGGUUGUGAUAAUAGAUGAUAUAUAGCCGAAUCUUGGGUGAUUUAAACAACAGAUUACUGGAAAUAAGACAGAUUCUAUGGAAUAUAAUUACUAAGCUCGUUAAUGGUAUACCAUAGAAUGGUGUCCAAUGUAUUUCCAGUUCAAUGGUUAAAUUCUAAUUAAAUAGUUUUUUUUAAAGAGAUAACUUAUAAUAUUUACAUUAUUAAUACAUAUUAAAAUUAUAUACAAAAUAAAGUUUAUAUAAAG